This is a messenger RNA of Grammomys surdaster, 5115 nucleotides long. It is a transcript of the gene Mfap3, whose product is annotated as microfibril associated protein 3. NCBI's taxonomy places the organism in Eukaryota, Metazoa, Chordata, Mammalia, Rodentia, Muridae. The record is from RefSeq and is a predicted model, not a curated record. The transcript has 3 exons. Bases 447 to 1490 code for a protein of 347 amino acids.
CGGGACACAACUGAGAAUCCAGUGCAGGCCCUUCUGGCUGCUCACUGCUCACUGCAAAGGUGGUGGGGAAGGGAGACCACAAACAGAUCAAAACUACGGUAUCUGAGAGGGUAGUUAAGUGCUUUAAUCGAAGUUUAAAUGUGGUGAUGGAACGGAACUGAGUGCGGAAGUGAGGAGGAGGAAGCCCGCCUAUUGGAAGUAGAAGUAGAGCUUUUGAAUAAAUAGUAAAGGGAGACGACGCGGAGAGAGGGAGAACAGAGACCAAGACACUGAGUCUUUGUCAGGCUGGCCUCCAUAUUCAUCUUUUAAUUUUGAAAGCCUCAGAACACUUUGGACCACUUCUUUGGAAAACUUUUCUGCCAGCAACAAGUCAUUCACUGCGAUCCUGUUCAGCAUAGCCACGUUUGAGUUUUUCAAGUCUAAACAGGACUGCUUUUGAUUUUCCCAUGAAGCUGCAUCACUGCCUGUCCAUCUUACUGGUGGUUACUCUUGUGCCAGAUGCUCUGGUUUUGGAAGAUGUGGCUCCACUGGGAGCGAAUCAGAGUUCUUACAAUACAUCAUUUCUCCCAAGCUUUGAAUUCUCAGCAGGUUCCUACUCAGGUGAUGAUGUCGUUAUAGCCAAAGAGGGAACAAAUGUUUCUCUGGAGUGUCUUCUCACGGUGGAUCAGUAUGGUGAAGUCCAGUGGUACAACUCAAAAGGACGGCAGCUGCACAGUAAAGGUGGAAAAUGGUUGGUUUCUAGUAACUUCCUAAAUAUCACCAACGUAGCCUUUGAUGACCGUGGGCUCUAUACGUGUAUCAUCACUUCUCCAACUCGUGCCUCCUACUCAGUCACCCUCCGUGUGAUCUUCACCUCUGGAGACAUGAGCGUCUACUAUAUGGUUGUCUGCCUGAUCGCCUUCACAAUCACACUUAUCCUGAAUGUCACUCGGCUGUGCCUGAUGAGCACCCAUCUCCGCAAGACUGAGAAGGCCAUCAAUGAGUUCUUCAGGACUGAGGGGGCUGAGAAACUCCAGAAGGCCUUUGAGAUUGCAAAGCGUAUCCCCAUCAUUACCUCUGCCAAAACCCUUGAGCUUGCCAAGGUCACACAGUUUAAGACCAUGGAGUUUGCCCGCUAUAUUGAGGAACUGGCCAGAAGUGUCCCUCUCCCGCCCCUUAUUCUGAACUGCCGGGCCUUUGUUGAGGAAAUGUUUGAGGCUGUGCGAGUGGAUGACCCUGAUGACAUGGGAGAGAGAAUUAAAGAGAGACCUGCAUUGGAUGCUCAAAGUGGCAUCUAUGUGAUUAACCCAGAGCUAGACCGAAGUAACUCGCCUGGUGGAGACUCAGAUGAUGGCUCUCUAAGUGAACAAGGACAGGAGAUAGCAGUACAGGUGUCUGUCCACCUUCAGUCAGAGACCAAAAGCAUUGGGACAGAUUCUCAAGACAGUAGUCAUUUCAGCCCACCCAGUGACCCUGCAUCUUCUGAGGGCAGCAUUCACCACAGAGAGUGAGCAUGUGACAAUUGACAGUUUGCAAGUGCUCAGGAAAAGAGCCUGCUAUGAGGACUUAACAUUGUUAUAAAAUGACCAGGGUCUUCCCUUUAACCUUAAGCAUACCACAGCAUGAAUUGCCAAAGUCAUUGUGAAAGGGCAACAUUUUUCUGAUAUUUGGUCAUUUUCCUUAAGGUUGCUAGAGUGAUGUGUGUUAAGAUUGAAAGGUGCCUGGGCCUGAGUAAGACUUCUGGUCACAGUUUUUCUUUGGCUCAUAUGUGACACAUUGCAGCCUGAGUUUCCCCAUCAGUGGAAUCAGUGAUUAGUUCUCACUGAGUUGAGACUUCAACCAAAACUUCUUACCUAUUGCACUUGUAAGUCAGCCUUUCACUAGACCUUUGGUCCCUCCUUUGAGACUUUAUUCUGCACUCUAGUUGUCUGCACCAAUGCCAGACAUAGAGAUGCUCUGCCCUAGGGAAAGAACACGUGCUGGUGCAGAUCUUUUAAGUGAGGCACCACUGUUACACAGAUCCAGAAAGUAAAUUUCAAUUAGAAAAUCACUCGUUGGGCGUGGUAGUACAUGCCUUUAAUUCCAGCACUCAGGAGGCAGGGAUAGGCAGAUCCCUGAGUUCCAGGCCUAUGAGUUCCCAGUCUGUGGAGCAAAUCCAGGAUAGCUAGGGCUACACAGAGAAACCUUGACUUAAAAAAAAAGAAGAAGAAGAAGUAGGGGGAGGAAGAGAAGAAGAAAAAAACCACUCCAUGAGAAAUGUAUUCUUCUUGGGAGUACAUCCUGUCUUUUUAGCUUACCGAGACCUUUAGUCCAUCGAGGCUGGCCUUGAUGUCCCCAAGGGAAAAUGUUUUCAGUGUUUUGUGAGCAAGAACUAUGUCAAGUCACCUCUCUGGAAAAUUAUCAAUUUUGAUACUUUUUAAUAAUGUCUCAGGCCUUGUCUUUUUAGAUGUACUAAAUUCCCAGGUGGGCUCUGUGUAGGUCUAGAACUGCAGAAUCAGUGCCCAGCAGCACUCCUGCCCCCUGUGUUCCUCAACCUGGUGCUAAAGGUGAUAACGCCUCUCUUGUCUUGUUGAGACUCACUGUUGUUGGUAUUUUGGUUCUUCGGAUACAUCCUUUUGAGUGAGGGCUCUUUUGUAGCCUUUCUCAAAGCACCUACCUGAAAUCAGAUGAGAUCAUUGUGCUCAGUGUGUUGUUAUAUUAAAACAGGCAAUCCAGACCUAAGGGGGGAAAUGACAAGUGGUGGUGCUGCCCGCCUCAUCCGGGUACAAUAAGCACUGAAGCUGGUCCUUCCCGCUGGCUGAGAGUGACAUGACAGAUUGUAAAUAGUCUCCACAAUCAUUUCCUCAGCUGCAGGAAGCUCAUGCCAUAGAAUUUUAACAUCGUGGCCAUGGAGCUCAGUGCAAUGCUUCACUUCAUUUGGCUUCUGGUUGUGGGAGAUUUGCUUGACUAGAGGGUCCUGAGGGAAAUGUGCAGAGGAGGUGUUCAUCGGACUUUAAUUUAAAGUGUCAAACAGAAGACAGCAGGAAAUUCAAAGUGUAACCAGUAAGCUCAGUGCCUGCCUUUGUCAGGCUCACCAGAUACCUCCGCUCUGGACAAUGAACGAAUCAGUGUGCUGUCUUAUCAAGUGGCAUAUGGAUAAUAUGGUAAUGCUGCCUUUUCUGUCUCUCAGGCUGUUUCCAUGGAAACCUCCAGAGCCAAACAAAAGCUACCAAUCUUUCAACCAAAAAGCUUGCCUUGGCUCAGAGAUGUGAGUUUCUUUAAGGAAAGCAGUUUCCAUACAUUUGGCUGUGGAAUAAGGGCUCUAACACAUACCCUAAGUUACAGAAUAUGUUUUCCCUUCCUACUGUUCUCUGGACAUAGUAAAUUUUUUAAAAUCUCUUCUGUGGGGUCAGUCUCCUGAAUUUCCUUCAGAUCUGCAGUCCCUCGCCUGAUAAAGCAAGAUUUGGGUCACUUCUUAAAGUGAAAUCUGUUGCCUUAAAUACUAGUUUUACCCCCACAUGUUCCUAGAAGGGACAGUAAUGUCUUGAACUUUAAGGUAGACAUAUUUAAUGACCAGAGUUUCAGAAAAUGAUACUUUGCAAAAUGAAAAAUAUCAAAACAGGUAAGUUUACGGAAUCCAUACAGGCCACUCUACCAUACAGGUCAGUCAUCACAGAAACAUAAAACAGACACUCAAUGUAAUGGAACACAGCUGGAGUCCCAGCACCUGGGAGGCAGGGGCAGAAGGAUUGCAAGAACUAAGCUAGCCUGAGCUAUCUAACAAGAUGCUGUCUCAAAAAGCUAACCAGUAGGCAUGUAUUUGGGGGGGGGGGUCAGUUUUCCUGCGUGCACUAAGCCUGGACUUGAUCCAGUGUUAUCCUAACCAGUGGCCAAUGCAACUCCCCUGCUUCGAGCCUUCCAAGUUCUGUCAAAAUAGGGAAAACACAGGAGAAGUGGCGGACUUGUAAAAGCUACUUUUCACAGUGAAGAGGACAACUGUUAAUAUUUUCUAUAUCUAAUCAAACCAAAUGGAUUUAACAGUCUCAUCUGUUUGUAAGCUUUUUUUUAACCUUAGGAACUUAAGACCACAGUCCGAAAGUCUGCUACCAGCUGGUAACAGUAUCUUUCUGUCUGGCUGAAUUUUAUAGGUUUUGUUUUGUUUUGUUUUUAAAUGCCUUUGAGCAGCAAAAUGUGUCUAAAAUAGGUUUGCUGCCAUAUUGUGAAUUCUGUAUUGUCAUUUAAUGAACUUCAGUGUCCUUACAGAAUUAAAUAGUGGCUUCAUCAAAUAAAUCUACCAAAAGUUGCCAUUUCAGCAUCUUCAUAUACUCCUUCCACACAUGCACUUUUGAGUUGAUGCCCUGUUGUGUUUAUAACAGUUUGGUAACCCCAGUUCUCAAAGCCAUAUCUAAUAUGGCUUAAAUAUUUUUUAAAAAGCAGGUCUUGCCAUACUGUCCAACCUGGCUUUGAACAUGUUAUCUUCCAGUCUCAAGUCUCCUGGAUACUAGAAGCACACAUGCACUGCCAUGUCAGCCUUCAUCUGCCUUUGUCUCAGUAUGUAGCCUAGGCUAGCCUUGAACUUGGAGCAAUCUUGCUUCUGCCUCACAAAUGCUAGGGUUACAAGUAUGUGUUACUAUGCCUGCCUUUUAGGCCUUGAGUCAAGCCCAAUGAGCUUGUCUGUUUCCUAUCCACUACACAUUGAUAUAAACAUGGUAAGGACUGCUGAUUCUGGGACAAUUGUGAGAAAGCCCCUUCGCCUCCCUUCCACGUGCUAAAGGUCAGAUCCCCAACUGCAUGCCACUUCCUCAUCAGUUCCCAAAUCUCAGGAGCCCGUGGGCCAAUGCUUUCUAUACACUACAUGUAGUUUCCACACUACAGCAGACUAAGCUGGAUUCCUGACUGACCCAGGAGGCUGCACGCACGCUGUCUAGAACCUUGCUCAGCACAGUGCUGGCCUCAUCCCCACACCAGCCAUUGUAACUCUAACAUAUCCUUGUUCCAGAGCCACAUUCCUCUCCCCUAGGCAGAAACAUGACAACACUCAGCCUCAUGAAAAACCUCUGGGUGCUUUUGGGCCUGUCACACAAAAGGGAAUGAGUGUUGUUUGAUUGUACUUGUAUCUCAACAAUUAUUUUAAUAAAACUUUCAUUUAAAAAGUCA